Tilletiaria anomala UBC 951 is the source of this 1373-nucleotide messenger RNA. RefSeq lists its product as uncharacterized. The coding region runs from base 290 to 1282 and encodes 330 amino acids. The record is from RefSeq and is a predicted model, not a curated record. Gene Ontology annotation, cellular component: Golgi apparatus; endoplasmic reticulum. The transcript is spliced from 4 exons. Gene Ontology annotation, biological process: peptidyl-L-cysteine S-palmitoylation; protein targeting to membrane. NCBI's taxonomy places the organism in Eukaryota, Fungi, Basidiomycota, Exobasidiomycetes, Georgefischeriales, Tilletiariaceae. Gene Ontology annotation, molecular function: protein-cysteine S-palmitoyltransferase activity.
CAUCCUCCAUCUCCUCUUCGCCCUCACCGUCGUGGCCUACCUGCGCGUCUUUCGUGCUCACACCCUUUGGCUCCCAGUCCCACCCUUCUGCUCCUCAUUCAACACUGCUAGGCCCGGAACCAACGCCAUCAGCUGCAGGAGGAGUACCUUGAGGACCGCAACUGUCAGUGCGCUGCAAUCAGCCGUGGCUCUCCUCCACCGCUUCUCGACCGUCUUUACGCCAUUGCGAGUAACCGCGACGCUUCCCGGCCUCCCUGACGAAGCGGACUUCGAAAAGAUCAGACGCGACAUGCUGCACCAGUGUGCACUGGACGGUUCUCUGAUGCGCUGCUGGCGCGACGGUUGCAAAGGCCGCUGGAAACCUGCCAGGACACGGCAUUGCGGUGACUGUCGGACAUGCAGGAUUGGGUUCGAUCACCACUGUCCAUGGUUCGAUGCCGACGUAAUAGCGCAGCACACCAUGCCCUCCUUCCUCCUCUUCCUCCUCCUCGCGGCCCUGCUGCUCAUUCUAGCACUCGCGCCCCUCGUGCACGGGGCCUACGCCGAUUUCAACGUACUGCUCCACGUCGCGUGGGCGCACCCGCACAUGCACACCCGCUGGUGGCAGCGUCGCUGGACGUGGUACGGGGGCCCGACGCUGCGCUACGGUGGCGCGCUUGUCGUCGCGGCGCGGCUGCUGCGUGAGGAGGCGUACCCGAGCAGAGGAAGAGGAGAGAGAGCAGCAUCAUUACACGCCCCCGUCACGUUGUCCAUCGCCGCGCUGCUGACCGCAGUGGCGCUCGGCCUGCUCACAACGACGCUCCACAUGACGACGCGCGGCGACCUCAGUGUGGACGUCAUGCGCCAGAGGGCGCACAGCGCAGUGGUUUCGCAACAAAGAAGAAAGGGGGAGAAGGCACGCGCACUAGCAGCAGCAGCAGUGCCACAAACAUCGUCGUCCACCGCUUCCAAUCUCAGCCCCACCAUGUACUUCUGGGUCCCUCUACAUCUUUUGUCCGAUGGCGCUGCGGGCGCGGGCACGAGGCAGCAGCCGCAUUUGGACGUACCGCGGACCAUACGCGAAGCAGGUGGCAUCGUCGUGUCCACCACGGCCGAUGGAGGAGAUGAGGAAGCCGUGAGGCCGUACGACUGGGGCUUUUGGCGGAAUCUACAGCUGAUUCUCGAGAAACCAGCGAGGCAGAAGGACGCGAUGCAAUGGCCCAUUUCCCCGGCUGCGCGCCAGGCGCUCGUCGCUCGCGCCGUUGCAGCCGUCAGGGAGAUGGACAAGGAAAAGGGGUCCUGAUUCGCUCGUGGAAUCCACACAAACUGCUCGCUCUCCUUCGCAUGUGGCAAAGCGACGGUAUACCGCCUGUAAUGUAGCUCUGCACUCUAUU